GAGGCGGGGACUCGGCGAGGCUCCCGGCGUAGUUACCGGGUUGGGCGGGGUACAUCUGGGAGGGGUUUGUGGGUGAGCUCUGGGUCCCCCGCCCGCUGCGGAGAUGGAUGAAGAUGGGCUUCCACUCAUGGGGUCAGGCAUAGACCUGACCAAGGUGCCAGCUAUCCAACAGAAAAGAACGGUGGCAUUUCUAAAUCAGUUUGUGGUGCAUACUGUGCAAUUCCUCAACCGUUUUUCUACAGUUUGUGAGGAGAAACUGGCAGACCUUUCUCUUAGGAUCCAACAAAUUGAAACAACUCUCAACAUUUUAGAUGCAAAGUUGUCAUCUAUCCCAGGCCUAGAUGAUGUCACAUUUGUGUCCAGUGUGUCCAGUGUCACAAAUGGAUCACAAUCUGAAACUACUUCAGAGUUGUCACAGCAGAACAGUACACAAGACUCUGGACCACAGGAAAGUGAAGUAUCAUCAGAAAAUAUCUUAACUGUAGCCAAGGAUCCAAGAUAUGCCAGAUAUCUCAAAAUGGUUCAAGUGGGUGUUCCGGUGAUGGCAAUAAGAAACAAAAUGAUAUCAGAAGGACUGGAUCCAGAUCUUCUUGAAAGGCCAGAUGCUCCAGUGCCUGAUGGUGAAAGUGAAAGGACUGUAGAAGAAAGUUCAGAUAGCGAGUCUUCUUUCAGUGACUAAGCUGAAUUUUGAUAAAAAUUACAUAUACAUGUGUAAGGGUACGUUUACAUUCUAUGAGAGAGUCUGACUCUCUUCAUCAUAGAAAACAUCAAAUAGCCACAUAUUUACCACCAAGCUUUUUCAUGUUAAAAAAAAAAAAAUAAAGCAUUUAUAACCUGCAA
Messenger RNA from Marmota monax (woodchuck), 840 nucleotides. It is a transcript of the gene Washc3, whose product is annotated as WASH complex subunit 3. Gene Ontology annotation, cellular component: WASH complex. The coding region runs from base 104 to 679 and encodes 191 amino acids. The record is from RefSeq and is a predicted model, not a curated record. The transcript has 7 exons. Gene Ontology annotation, biological process: exocytosis; actin filament polymerization. NCBI's taxonomy places the organism in Eukaryota, Metazoa, Chordata, Mammalia, Rodentia, Sciuridae.